AUGGCAGCCGUGCCAACAACGCCCGACGUCCUCGGCGACGUGUACGAGCCGGCCGAAGACACAUAUCUCUUCCUCGAUGCGAUCCAAGACGAGACGCCCUUCCUAGCCGACCUUAGUCCAUCGCUCGUGCUGGAGCUUGGCCCGGGCUCGGGCGUGGUUGGUGUCUACACCAUGAAGCAACUCGCGUCGAUCGAUCAGCCCGCGCUGCUCUUGGCGGUCGACAUCAACGACGAAGCGACGGCGUGCACAAAAGCAACCGCGCGACUCAAUGCCAUCCACAACAUUGAGAUUGUGCGCAUGGAUCUGCUCACACAACUGCAGCUGCGCCACCAAGUCGACGUGCUCCUCUUCAACCCGCCGUAUGUCCCGACGCCGUCCGAAGAAGUUGGCUCCACGGGCAUUGAGGCAGCGUGGGCCGGCGGCUUGCACGGGCGCGAGGUCAUUGACCGGCUCCUGCCCCUCGUUCAGCACCUCUUGUCGCCGAUGGGCGUCUUUUAUAUGGUCAUUGUGGCCGAGAACCGACCCAAAGACAUUGCGCGGAUCAUGGCUGCCAGCGGCUUUUCCACGACAGUCGUGCGGUCGCGCCAAGCGUUCAACGAACGCCUCUCCAUCCUUAAAUUUGCGCGGCAGUCGAUCCAGGAGGUCGUGGCCGAGGCGUAA
Saprolegnia parasitica CBS 223.65 is the source of this 660-nucleotide messenger RNA. Its product is annotated as methylase. The transcript has 4 exons. Bases 1 to 660 code for a protein of 219 amino acids. Gene Ontology annotation, molecular function: nucleic acid binding; protein methyltransferase activity; S-adenosylmethionine-dependent methyltransferase activity. Lineage: Eukaryota; Oomycota; Saprolegniomycetes; Saprolegniales; Saprolegniaceae. The record is from RefSeq and is a predicted model, not a curated record. Gene Ontology annotation, cellular component: eRF1 methyltransferase complex. Gene Ontology annotation, biological process: methylation.